GCUCAUACGUCACUUCCGCUCUUCAGAUCACCGGACGCAGAUCAUCGAUGGAUUUUGUCUUUCGAUUUCUUUAGUAGUAGCUCUUAAACAAAAUUAUUCAUACAGUUUUUGUGGAGUGGUGCUAUGUCUUGGGGGAUGACGGGUCAAACGCCGUGCCUAAACAGUCGCUGGGACAAGCCUGCUCAGAGUAUUAAUAAUGCGACUUCAAACAGCGCAGUGUCCCCGUCAGCACAAACGGGAGAUGAAGCCGUGUCUGCGGGGGGAGUGGAGAAGGCAGCUGCCAUGGCCGCUAAAAUAAACGCCAUGCUGAUGGCCAAAGGAAAACUCAUGACCCCUCCUCCCUUAUUAGCAAAGAAGCCUCCUGUUGUCCCAGUAACUGCUGUUGUUGAGGAAAUGGUGGUCACAGAGGUGGACAUCAAUGACGUGCCUAUAAACAGCAGAGACCUUCUGACCAAAGGCAAAACCCAAGAAGAGAUUCGACAGUUUAGUGGGGCAGUUGUCACAACCAAAGGACACUACAUGACAGAUGCUGAGAAGGGCAAAGUAGCGGGACAAAGACCUCUGUAUUUGCAAGUUCAAGGGAAGACGCAGGAGCAAGUCAAUAAAGCGGUGAUGAAAAUAAAGGAGAUUAUUUCAGAGGAUGUGUUGAGGGCGUCCGCUGCGUCGGGGGUGCCUCCUCCUGUGAUGCCUCCUUUGACUCUGUACCCUCAACCUCCACGCCCCGUUGUUUCCCCAGCAACCGUCCCCGUGCCAGUCAUGGGACAUCGGCCUGCAGCGCCUCACACAGGGAGUUUUGUGCACACAAAAAUAUUUGUAGGUCUGGACCAUGCGUUACCUUCAUUUAACGUGAAGGAGAAAGUGGAGGGACCGUCGGGGGCGUACCUGGGCCACAUCCAAACCGAAACAGGGGCACGGGUAUUCCUCAGAGGGAAGGGAUCCGGGUACAUCGAGCAGGCUUCAAAGCGAGAGUCGUUUGAGCCUCUGUAUGUCUACAUCAGUCACCCAAAUGCAGAAGGACUGGAGGCAGCAAAGAGGCUCACAGAAAACCUGCUGGGGACGGUGAGAACAGAACACGCCCGAGUGACGGCAACAUUCCCCGUCCCUGGUCCAACCCCAACAUUUGCAAGUCAUGGAUAUCCUCCUAAUAGCAAUUACUCUAACCAGGGAUCCUGGUAUAACUACCCAGCCAAUGGGUAUGCAGGCGCCUACCCGGCAGCGUACCCAGUGGGUUACUGGAGCAAUGCCAGCCCUGCCCCCAGUCAAUCUAACCUGUCGACCACCCCUCCAUCUCCUCAGGCUAUGGUUCAGUAUCCGAUGUGUCCUAAGCCACCUCAGCCCUACGUUGCCCAGGCUCCGGGUGUUGCAGAGAAAGUGGAGGUUGAAGGAUCUGUGAACGCCGCAGGAUCAGGAAGUCCCAAACAGCAGCUCCUUCAGGCUCCAAAGCCCGAGCAGCCUGUCACCAAGACCCCUGAGCGACCUCCUCCUGUCUCCAAACCAGUGGGGGGAAAAGUCGUUGAACGUCUUCUGAUGCCUCCACCGCCUCCACCCGUGUUCACCGCCCCGACCCCGCCUCCUCUGGCCCCUCAGCGCAAACGGACAAGAGACCCUGAUGCUCCUACAGCUGGGAAGCCCUCCUCUGCUCCAUCGGGUGAUGAAGAUGAAACCCAGAGAAAGAAAAUGAAAGCGUCCCUGGACACCUCUGGGUUGGUGCCAUACGGAGCAGACUCCUCCGAUGAAGAGGAGGAGAAGACGCACAGCAGUAAGACGUGACCCUCCCAGUGCUGGACCCCCAGGGCUAAUAUCCACUACAGUCUUUUAAAUACACUUACACUAAAGGAAGAAUCCACUUUGUACAAAAACACUGUUUAAACAUGAAAAUAAACAACCAAAUUACCCCAGUAUUUUGUGAGGGUACAGGUAUCUGACUAACUAGUGCAUUUAGCUGUGUUCUUUCUUAAACUGGUAAGUAAUUCUAACAAUAAUUAGAUUUUUAAUUUGUUUUUUUACAUCUCCAACUGUUUUAAUAUAGUAUUCUUUUUGAGUAUGCAGCAAAAACAUUCAUUGGUUAAUUGCUUGAACUUAAAAUAACUGAUUUCUUAGUUCUUACUGAGGUGCUUCAACCAACCAACCUCCUUACAACUUUUACAGUGUGUUUUGUAUAAUAUUUUUUAUAAAUCAGUAUCAAAAGCCUUGAAUGCAGCUUGGAUUUCAAACUAUAAACUGUGUUAAUUGUUUAGAGAUGAUUUGAACCUUUGUGUAAGGAAAACAAAAAUCAAACGGUGACUUUUUUUUUCCCAAUUUGAAUUUUACAGCCUGUUUCUUCUUCUGAUGUUAAAGAUUGUAUUUCACAGUUGAGCUAAAGUUCAUGAUUUCCUACAAACUCUGUACUUGCCUGAUCUCUCGGCUCAAAUGGAAGCUUAGGUGUAGCGUUUUUUUUCCUCAAAACAAAAUGCAAAUUGUAAAAUUUAAUACUUUUUCUAAUCUUGAAAAAUGGUGCAUGUCUGUUCCCAUGGAAUAAUAAAAAAAAAAGUUGUCUAUG
Molecule: messenger RNA, 2539 nt
Organism: Periophthalmus magnuspinnatus
Lineage: Eukaryota; Metazoa; Chordata; Actinopteri; Gobiiformes; Gobiidae
Product: KH homology domain-containing protein 4-like
Exons: 14
Coding region: 124-1770 (548 amino acids)
Cellular component (GO): nucleus
Molecular function (GO): RNA binding
Source: RefSeq, a predicted model, not a curated record